AUGGAGAACAAGGCGGCAGCUGCGGUGGCCGUGGUGCCAGAGGCUCUGUCCCUCGAUGCGUGGGGCCUCACCCCACCUGUCCUGGUGGCCCUCCUCGUUGUGGCCUUUGUGACUGGGGCUCUGCUCGCCCGCUUCUUCGGGCGCCCUUCGGCUCCUCCCGCCUCCAGCGUUCCAUCAUCAGCCACCCCCAAAGAUGCCAAAAGCAAAAAGGCGGCAGAAGAUGAGAGCGAAGAUGAGGACAGCGAAAGUGAAGAUGACAGCGAAGAUGACGAAGAGGAUGACGAUGAAGAUGAGGACGAUGAGGACGAUGAUGGAGAGGAGCACAAGAUGGUGCUGUGCGUGCGAACGGAUCUCAAGAUGCAGCGGGGCAAGGUGGCCGCCCAAUGCGGACACGCCGUGCUGGGGGCGUACCGCGAGGCACGGCGACGAGGGCGUAGCGGCAAGGAGGACCAGGAGGUGUGCAGGGAGGCCCUGCGCCAGUGGAGCCGCCAGGGCCAGGCCAAGAUCGCCCUCGCCAUCCCCGACGAGGCCACGAUGAUGGAUCUCGAGGCAAAGGCUCGCGCGCGCAAGCUGCCCACCUACAUCGUUGCCGAUGCAGGCCGCACCCAGAUCGCUGCUGGCAGCCUCACCGUCCUCGCCAUCGGCCCCGGCCCUAAGAGCAAGCUGGACGAGGUGACGGGCCACCUCAAGCUCUUCUAG
Molecule: messenger RNA, 699 nt
Organism: Acanthamoeba castellanii str. Neff
Lineage: Eukaryota; Discosea; Longamoebia; Acanthamoebidae
Product: peptidyltRNA hydrolase
Exons: 2
Coding region: 1-699 (232 amino acids)
Cellular component (GO): mitochondrion; cytosol
Molecular function (GO): peptidyl-tRNA hydrolase activity
Source: RefSeq, a predicted model, not a curated record